AUGGCCCUUCUCAAUUGCUUUUUGGCCGUGCUCUCGAUGCUGGCAUCGCUGAGCCAGGCCCUUCCUGCCUUGCAGGCGCGCGACGUUUCCUCCCAUCAACUCUCCGAGUUCGCAUUCUGGGCACAGUAUGCAGACGCCGCCUACUGCAGCAACAACUAUGACCCCAAGUCCUCGGGAGCGAGGAUCCGGUGCUGGGACCACGGCUGCCCAGCCAUUGAGGCCACCAACACGAGUAUUGCGCUUGCUUUCUCCAAUGCCACGAUGACCGAUACCGCUGGCUUCAUAGCCGUGGACCACACCCACCGCCGCCGCAUCAUCUCGUUCCGCGGCUCCUACUCGGUGCGCAACUGGCUGGCGGACGUGAUGUUCGUCUUCACCGACCCCCAGCUGUGCAACGGCUGCCUAGCCGAGCUGGGCUUCUGGACCUCAUGGAGGCUGAUCCGCAGCGAGGUGAUCCGCCAACUCGAACAGCUACAGAAUGCGUACAGCGACUACGACCUGGUGCUGGUGGGCUACAGUCUUGGCGCGGCAGUCGCGACUCUGGCGGCGGCGGAUCUUCGCACGCACGGGUACAAGGCGGCACUGUACGCCUACGCGUCGCCGCGGGUGGGGAACGAGGCGCUAGCGCAGUUCAUCACCAAUCAGGGCGGCAACUACCGCUUCACACAUACGAACGACCCAAUCCCGAAGCUGCCGCUGCUGAUCAUGAACUAUGUGCAUAUCAGCCCCGAGUAUCAUAUCCUGUCCGGAGAUAAUGUCACCGUGCGCCCCCAGGAUGUGGCGGUCUACGAGGGCUCGGUCAAUUAUGCUGGCAACACGGGCACAGGCUCGCCCUCGCUGAGGGGGUUAUCGGCGCAUCGGUGGUAUUUUCAGUUGGUGGAUGGGUGUAAGGAACGCGGGUUCCCUUGGCGGAGGGGGGAGUAG
Molecule: messenger RNA, 924 nt
Organism: Aspergillus aculeatinus CBS 121060
Lineage: Eukaryota; Fungi; Ascomycota; Eurotiomycetes; Eurotiales; Aspergillaceae
Product: lipase family protein
Exons: 3
Coding region: 1-924 (307 amino acids)
Biological process (GO): lipid catabolic process
Source: RefSeq, a predicted model, not a curated record